Messenger RNA from Paecilomyces variotii, 2739 nucleotides. RefSeq lists its product as hypothetical. The record is from RefSeq and is a predicted model, not a curated record. Gene Ontology annotation, molecular function: polynucleotide 5'-hydroxyl-kinase activity. The transcript is spliced from 5 exons. Gene Ontology annotation, biological process: cleavage in ITS2 between 5.8S rRNA and LSU-rRNA of tricistronic rRNA transcript (SSU-rRNA, 5.8S rRNA, LSU-rRNA). NCBI's taxonomy places the organism in Eukaryota, Fungi, Ascomycota, Eurotiomycetes, Eurotiales, Thermoascaceae. The coding region runs from base 135 to 2615 and encodes 826 amino acids. Gene Ontology annotation, cellular component: nucleus.
GCUCGAAUAUUUCGGAGAAGACUAGAUCUCCGCUGCACCAAGCAUUUGGAGCUUGACAGUGUGCCUCAGCAAUGUGCUUUUUAUGAUUGCAGAUAUUUGUAUUGAACAGCAGUCACAAGGCGCAGCCACUGAUAAUGAAGAGAAAGGCCGAGAAGCAGCAAUCAGCUGCUCCUGUCAGCGCACUCAGUGCCAUUGCUGCGCGAAGAGCUAGGCAAUCCCAGCAACAGGUCAUUGUACCCAUAAGUCCUUCACCAGAUCCUCGAGCAACGGAAGAGCCUCCGACAAAACGGACGAAGCCUUCACCUCCGACAGAUGAGAAAUGGACGGAUAGCGCAAAGCCCCGUCCCGAUAGGAGAAGAAGGAACAAGAAAAGUUCUGCAGAAGGAAAGCAGGAUGUUAUCGUGGAAUCUGCGCCGCAGGUGUCAAAACUACGGUCUGACGAACCCAGCGCGGAUGAAUCACGAUGGGAAGAGGGAAAUGGAGAUAUCAGCAUGUCGGAUGGCGUUGAUGAAGAGAUCCUCGCGCAAAAUGAGGAUGACGAGAGUUACGAAUCUCCCACGAACGUAGCAACCGAAAUCGAGAACUUUCCUCUUUCGAAGACACGCCUGAACAAGUCUAGCAUCGUCUAUGCUGACGAGCAUCGGCUCUGUGUUCGCAUCAGAGAAAAGAUGAAUCUGGUUGCCGUGGGACAGUACGAUAUUUGGGUGAAACGGGGCGUGAUCAGCUUGAUGGGUGCGAAAUUGCACCCGUCGCCCAAUCUCUACAGGGUUUAUGCGCCAUCUACUCACUCUCUUCCUGUUAUAAAGUGCGUCACUGGAAUCGAGGGUUAUGCGGAAGUUGAGAUCAGCUCGUGUCAUAGUGGCAUAUACCGACUUGAAGACCUAUCGCCUCUGUACCAGCGAAUAUGGAAUAGCAAGAGUACGGCUGCUGAUAAGGCGACCUUGAAAGGGAAUUCCCGACGGACAUUCUCUGUUCUUUACACCUCUUCCGAUGACCCUUUGGGGCGGCACCUACGGCCUUUGCAUCUCGACAAGAAAUGGAGCACUGCUAUAAAGCAUCUGUCUCAGAAGGUCGGAGGGCUCAGAGUGCUUGUGUGCGGCCCGAAGGCUUCGGGAAAGUCGACAUUUAGCCGUUACCUACUGAAUCACCUGCUCAGUCCAGCACCGCAGACUGAAAACGGUUACAGCAAUACUGAUGGAGUUGCUUUCUUGGACCUUGAUCCUGGACAGCCGGAAUUCUCACCCAUGGGGGAAGUAUAUCUGGCCCAUAUACGUACACCGUGCUUUGGUCCCCCGUUCUCCCAUCCAUCCCUGGACGGAUCGAAAGAUGGGUCUAUUCUUCGCUCUCAUCAUAUCGGGGCCACUUCACCAAAAGAAGACCCAGACCACUACGUACUCGCAGCAACGGACCUUAUGGAUCGUUACAGGAGACUACUUGCAGAUUAUCCGCAAUGCUCUUUGAUCAUCAAUUUCCCAGGGUGGAUCUUCGGACUGGGCUUGGAGGUUGCCACAUGGCUUAUCAAGUCGCUUGGACUAUCAGAUGUUGUUUACAUGAGUGAGAAAGGACCGUCGGAGGUUGCAGAGCCUCUCGCACAGGCAGCCAGUGAAGCUAUGGUCAACAUGAUCACACUUCCUUCGCAGCCUACCGAGUACGUUACGAGGUCCAGUGCACAACUGCGUUCCAUGCAGAUGCAGUCAUAUUUCCACAGAUACCAACCAGCCCAGAUUCAGAGCCAUGUAUGGUAUAAUACGCCUCUGAACCGCAUGCAGCCAUUGAGUGUCGACUACGCCGGUUCACGGCAAGGGAUAUUAGGAGUCAUGGUAAUGGGUGCACAUCACAACCCAGAGCUUCUCCAUGAUCUGUUGGAUGGUUCCAUCGUAUCUAUUGUUGCAGUUGAGAAUCAAAACGCUAUCGCUGGACUUCCGGCCAACGCUGACCUUUCGGAACACGCAAUGGAAGAUGAGGAAGAACAGUCUGAUAUCGAUCCCGACACUAACAUGGAUGAUGCGGCCGAUUCUCCAGCCAACAAGUCCUUGUCACAAUCUACGCUUCUAUCAUCUCUGCAGCCAUUCAUAACUCGCACUCAGCGUGAGGAUCUCCCCUACCUCUUUAUCGGAUCUGGCAGCUGUACCCCACUCAACCCGAAACAUUCUCGUUCCCUUGGCCUCGCUCUUGUCCGGGGCAUCCACCCUUCAACCCGCAAACUAGACCUCGUCACUCCCAUCCCGAUUUCUACCAUACGCGAUGCGCUAGAGACAAGCCAAGGCAUCGUCCUUGUCCGCGGGCAAUUGGAUAAUCCCGACUGGGCAAUCGCUGAGGAGUAUUACGCCGCCCGAGCAGCAGAGCGCCGUCACUCGGCCAAUGUGGCAGCAGCAAGGAAAGCGAAGGCCGGUCAACCAGCAUCAAAGAAGACACAUACAGACGCGCGGAAACAGAAAGAGGUAUCUCAGCUGCUAAGAGAACGGGUACGACGCGCAGGCAAUGUCCCAUGGAUGACAGUCGUGGAAGAUACCAGGCGAUCCUCGAGACCGGGCGAUAGCGCCAACCAGAAAAAGACCAUGUGGAAGUUGAGGAAGAAGGCAUAUCCGGGCAGCGAGAGUGAGACGGAUUGGUAGAUUAUGUACAUAUAUUCGACUACUAGGACCCUACUGGGACACUAUUACUUCUAGAGACGUUUAUAUAUAUACCCUACUACGCAGGAAGGUUUGCCAUCAUGAAUUGAACCAUCAUCUACGAUAU